ACAUGAUAUUUAUCAUUUUUCUUUGCAUAUCAGGAUGUUUUACUGUAAAUGCAAAAAUAAUGAAGCUGGGUGAUGUUGUUCAAGAAAAUACUGAACCUAUUUCUGUUCAACGUUCAAAUAUAAACUGUACGGACAAAGGACCACUUGUGUUUCGAGGCGGCGAUCCAACGUCUUUUUUCGGUUCAUUAUGUCUCCCUCCACCAGGAAAAGUAAAACAAUGUGCCAUUUUCAACGCUGGUGCAUUUGAAGCGUUUGUUUGCCCACAGAAAAACUAUUUCAAUGGGAUCAACUCUGACGCGGGACAGAGAAGGGUUAUUUGCUGUUCUGUGUUUGGAGCUUCCUACAAUGACAAUGAAUGUAAAAUAUGGUUCCGAACGACAGAAAAUUUUGUAUCACCAUUUGGUCCAGGAUAUUUAGUUACAGGAAGAAAGCCAAUUUCAAACGGAAUGGGAGGUAUUCGUGGUUUCUUCAUCAGGGAAUGCCCAUACAGAAAAAGUCAUAUGUUUAACUAUCCGAAAAAUAUCUACUAUGUUUCAAAAUAAAGAAUCUAGAAUUGUUUUCAUUUGCAUCAUGCUGGAUCUAAGUUACGUAACCUCAGCUUCGAUCUUUAGUUGUGUAAUGUAAGUCUGUCUGUACGUGCCUCCGUCCGACUGUUACGCUUUGGCAUCUCUUAUCCGAACUCAUCUUAUAUCACUAUAUGA
Messenger RNA from Saccostrea cuccullata (small rock oyster), 701 nucleotides. RefSeq lists its product as uncharacterized. The record is from RefSeq and is a predicted model, not a curated record. Bases 3 to 542 code for a protein of 179 amino acids. The transcript has 5 exons. NCBI's taxonomy places the organism in Eukaryota, Metazoa, Mollusca, Bivalvia, Ostreida, Ostreidae.